UAGGGGGCCGAAGUUGUCCCUUAUUUAUUUAUUUAUUUACAUAUACAUACUUCAAGAGUUGCCUACAUGUAUAACAUAAAAUUAAAAUUCUUGUAAAUCCGCUUCAAUUCCCCCCGCCAAACCCUUUCGCCGCUGCUUCCUCUCUCUCCGCCGCUCUCCUCCGGCCAUUCUAUCAGGCACUACUACAUCACUGCCAAUUUUCUUGUCAAGCUUUGAACAGAUCCAGUGAAGAGGUACUUAGUUUUACGGCUCCACAAUAACUAUAGCAUCAACAACGUCCAUUCUUAUAUCCAAAUUAGUAUGGAUUCUGUAAAAUCGGUUAACUUAUCCAUACAGGAUAAUGUACUUCAGCCACUCUUUAUUUCUUCCGGCUCUUCGACUUUACACGAAGCACUAGAGCGGCUAAUCGAAACUGCCAAAACUUCCGAUGGACGAUUAUCCCUUUCUUCCAAAGAUAUUAUCAAACCAGCCCUCGAACUUUGCCAAUAUCCUUUACGAGUCCCACACCAAGAACUUCUUUUAGCCGUAAAACUACUUCGAAACAUGUGUGCGGGUGAAAUUAAAAACCAGGACCUAUUUAUCGAACAAAACGGCGUUGGUAUUCUUUCAACCCUCGUUGGUUCUAUGUGUUCGAAUUCUGGUUCUGAUAAUGAGAUACUUCGUAUGGUAUUGCAAGCGUUGGGAAAUGUUUCGUUAGCCGGUGAAAAACAUCAAGAAGCUGUGUGGGCCCAGUUCUUCUCCCUUGGAUUUAUCGAUAUUGCUCGAGUUCAAAGCAAGGAAACAUGUGAUCCUUUGUGCAUGGUUAUCUACACAUGUUCUGAAGGUACUAAUGAAAGAUCGGGUGAACUGCUUUCCGAUCAGGGGCUGGAUAUCAUUGUAGAAAUCGUACGAACAGUUACAGCAGUCGGUUUUAGUGAGGAUUGGUUGAAAUUGCUCCUUUCAAAGAUCUGCUUUGACGAAUCCUAUUUUUCGUCAAUUUUCUCUAAAUUAUCCGAGAACUGCGACGAAGACGUACCGCAAAUUUCUCAUUUUGGAGACCAAGAAGCAUUCUUGCUGAGCAUUCUUUCAGAAAUAUUAAACGAGCGGCUCGGAGAAAUUGUAGUCUCGAGCGAUUUUUCUUUGUCAAUUUUUCAGAUAUUGAGAAAUGCCGUUGAGAUUGUCGAUUUCAGCACAAGGGCAAAAUCGUCUCUUCCAACCGGUUCAUCCGUUACUGAUGUUAUGGGCUACGCUCUCUCCCUCAUAAGAGAUAUUACCGCGUGCGACGGUCCAAACGUGGAUACAUUAUUGCGGGCCGGGCUUAUUAAAUUUCUUAUAGGCCUGCUUCGAAAUUUAGAGCCUCCAACAUUGAUUAGGAGAUCAACGGUCCGCGCAGAUACUGAAGACGAUACGACUCCUCGAUUUUCCAAGUACUGCUGUCCUUACAAAGGCUUUCGAAGAGAUAUUGUGGGCGUUAUCGGAAACUGCAGCUAUGGGAGGAUUAGUGUGCAGGAUGAGAUACGAGAGCAAGAUGGGAUUCUUUUGAUGCUGCAGCAGUGUGUGACGGAUGACGAUAACCCGUUUUUGAGGGAGUGGGGAAUUUGGUCGAUGAGAAAUAUUUUGGAAGGGAACGUUAAAAAUCGAGAAUUGGUUGUUGAGUUGGAGGUGCAGGGAUCUGUUGAUACUCCUGAAAUUGCUGGAGUUGGGCUUCGAGUUGAAAUCGAUCCUGUGACUCGUCGGCCAAAGCUCGUUAAUGCUUUGUGAAGAUUCUCGAGUGGUUGGAUGAAAGAAUCGGUAGCUCGAGAUGGAAGGAUCGAACGGGGGCAUGCAUGAAUGUUGAAAUGGGAACUGGCAAGGCGAAACAUUUUGUGCAGUGUGGAUUUCAACAUUCAAGAAAACAGAUUAUUCAGACAAGUGUUAGUGACUGCAUCAAGGAAUGAUGAACAUUGCAGAAUGUUUCACAAUCAGAAUAUGAUUUGAUCAUAAAUUAAAGUUUAAUGUAUAUCUCUAAUUAGCUCUAAGUAGAUUGCAUAAUUAGAGCUAAAAAUAUUUGCAUGUUUUUGGGGUCUAAUGUAACGUCUUGUUUUCUUGACUUUCUCAACAAUAAGCAUAUUUACUCUUCUCUUA
Erythranthe guttata (spotted monkey flower) is the source of this 2103-nucleotide messenger RNA. RefSeq lists its product as uncharacterized. Gene Ontology annotation, cellular component: cytosol. The record is from RefSeq and is a predicted model, not a curated record. NCBI's taxonomy places the organism in Eukaryota, Viridiplantae, Streptophyta, Magnoliopsida, Lamiales, Phrymaceae.